AUGUUUGAGCUUCUGGUAGAGCGCAUGCUCAACCAUGGUAAUGAAAUUCUGAACGAGGUUCUAUCCUUUGCGCUCGACGUGCGACGCAUGACCAGGGACGCGUACAACAAUGAAGAACAGGAUCACCAUCGUUUGGAGGAGGAUAUUGCUACCGCCGCAGCACAGCUGGAAGCACGCACGGCGGAAUUGAGAUUGGUGGAGCUGCAGCAAGAAGAGGCAUCCAGAGGAAUCAAACAGUACAGAAAGGACAUCCAGAGUCUGGAAGGUGUGAAUGCUCAGUUGCAGCUGCAGCUCACUGCUACCCAACAGAGGAGGCCAUCGCGUGUGUCCAAGCGGAACCUAUCCUUGCUGGCAUUCACCCUCAAACCCACGGCAUCGCCGUUGAGAAACCCGUUUGACAAAGAUAACAACACGACAUCACAACCUGCGCUCACUGGCGCUGCAGGACUUUGGCGAGAAAUGACUUUGGAAGAACCUCAACCAAUGCAGAUCCGCCGCGACAGGGCAAAGAACGAGCGCCUCGUCACCUUGGUCACCCCCUAG
Messenger RNA from Punctularia strigosozonata HHB-11173 SS5, 543 nucleotides. RefSeq lists its product as uncharacterized. NCBI's taxonomy places the organism in Eukaryota, Fungi, Basidiomycota, Agaricomycetes, Corticiales, Punctulariaceae. The coding region runs from base 1 to 543 and encodes 180 amino acids. The record is from RefSeq and is a predicted model, not a curated record. The transcript is spliced from 3 exons.